Siniperca chuatsi (mandarin fish) is the source of this 2283-nucleotide messenger RNA. RefSeq names its product cholinergic receptor, nicotinic, alpha 7a (neuronal) (gene chrna7a). Bases 33 to 1610 code for a protein of 525 amino acids. The transcript has 10 exons. The record is from RefSeq and is a predicted model, not a curated record. Gene Ontology annotation, biological process: nervous system process; chemical synaptic transmission; signal transduction. Gene Ontology annotation, molecular function: acetylcholine-gated monoatomic cation-selective channel activity; transmembrane signaling receptor activity. NCBI's taxonomy places the organism in Eukaryota, Metazoa, Chordata, Actinopteri, Centrarchiformes, Sinipercidae. Gene Ontology annotation, cellular component: neuron projection; postsynaptic membrane; synapse.
CAUCUUCAUUCCAGCAUCCGGUCAGGUUAGCGAUGAUCAGAGGACUCUCUCUGCUCUCACUCCUCGCUCGGUUCAACAUGGACUUGCACAAUUUUCUGCUUUUUCUUGCGGUCACCGCCUUCACAGUAAAAGUUUCUCUUCAAGGGGAAAACCAGCGCAGACUGUACAGUGACCUGAUGACUGGCUACAACCCGCUGGUGAGACCAGUCAGCAAUGACUCUCAGACUCUCACGGUUCACUUCGGCUUCAGCCUCAUGCAGAUCAUGGAUGUGGAUGAGAAGAACCAGGUUUUAACAACCAACAUUUGGCUACAACUGUACUGGAAUGAUUAUUACCUCCAGUGGAAUACAUCAGAGUAUCCAGGUGUGACCAAUGUGAGAUUUCCUGACCAUCUCAUUUGGAAGCCAGACAUUCUGCUGUAUAACAGUGCAGAUGAAAGAUUUGAUGCUACUUUCCACACCAAUAUUUUGGUCAACUCCUCGGGCACCUGUUCCUACUUACCUCCAGGGAUCUUCAAGAGCACCUGCUACAUUGAUGUGCGCUGGUUCCCCUUUGAUGUCCAGAGAUGUGACCUGAAGUUUGGCUCCUGGACAUACGGGGGCUGGUCUCUGGACUUAAAGAUGUUAGAGGCAGAUAUCACCGGCUACAUUGCCAACGGAGAGUGGGAUCUUGUCGAGGUUCCAGGACGGAAGAACGAGCGUUUCUACGAAUGCUGUGAGGAACCGUACCCUGACGUCACCUUCACCGUGGUGAUGCGGAGACGAACCCUCUACUACGGCCUCAAUCUGCUCGUCCCAUGCGUCCUGAUCUCCACUCUGGCCCUGCUCGUCUUCCUUCUGCCUGCUGACUCUGGGGAGAAGAUCUCACUGGGCAUUACAGUCCUGCUCUCCCUGACUGUCUUUAUGCUGCUAGUUGCAGAGAUUAUGCCUGCCACAUCAGACUCGGUGCCUUUAAUAGCUCAGUACUUUGCCACUACCAUGGUCAUUGUUGGUCUCUCAGUAAUUGCUACAGUUCUGGUCUUACAAUAUCACCACCAUGACCCUGAUGGAGGCAAGAUGCCGAAGUGGACCCGUGUGAUCCUUCUGAACUGGUGCGCCUGGUUUCUACGCAUGAAGCGUCCAGGUGAGGCGCGAGUGCGUUCAGCCUGUCACAACAAGGCUCCACGGACCAGCCUGACCAGCAUGGAACUCAAUGCUAGCGCCACAGCCUCCCAGUCCACCAACGGCAACAUGCUUUAUGUUGGCAUCCGUGGCCUGGAGAGCACUCACUACUCCACAGCUGCCACCUCGCCUGACUCCGGGGUCCUCUGUGGACAGCUGGUCGGACGAGCAGGUGAGGAUGAGAUGCUCCUCCCCACAGGUCACAUCUCAUCAGUGGGCAGAGUGGAACCAGAGCUGGCCAAGAUCCUGGACGAGGUGCACUAUAUUGCCAAACGCUUCCGUGACCAAGACGAGGACGAGUCAGUGUGCAACGAGUGGAAAUUUGCUGCGUCUGUUAUCGACAGGCUUUGUCUCAUGGCUUUCUCGCUCUUCACUAUCCUAUGCACCAUUGGGAUCCUCAUGUCAGCACCCAACUUUGUAGAGGCCAUUUCCAAAGACUUUUUCACUUGAGGAAUUCAUCAGGAAAUGAAUGCUUCAACAAAAAUAAAAGCCUAUGCCAAUCACUCUUAUCACAGAGUACACUGAUAGUACACUGCUAGUGUGGGACACCACUAGUUUUUAACAAUACUUAAAGCAAAAUCAAAUUGAGCACUUGUAAUUCAGGCAAAAUGUAUGUAAGGCUUAAGGCUUAAAAUGUUUUAAAAUGACUAAUACUACAAAGCAUUGUUUAAGUGGUGUAAUUUGCUAACCUACCUGUUAGAUGUGUCUUAUUGUUCAUUACAUUGUUUCUAUUAGAAGAUCCUCACUAAAAUCUAUUCCUUAUACAAAACACAACAGCUACAGUAUCUUGUAUUGAAAUGUAUUUGUUGUAUCACAUUAAUACUCAUAUAUCCAAAAUAGUUAUGUGAUGUUGUAAAUUGUCUUUCUAUGAAUACAAACUAUUGUUGAUUAUUGUAAUAAGCAUAACCAAACACCUCAAUUUAACAAUGUUCUUACUUGGUCUUACUUAUUGUUUCUUACGUAUUUUAUUGGAACAUUUUGUGAUACUUAAAGAAUUACUGUGAGGUCAAAAUAUUCUGCUUUUCAUGUCAAUUAAUUCAAAUGUAUGAUGUUUUUGUUCUUGUCCAGUCAACAGUUGUACUGUGAUGUUAAAUAAAUGUAUUUUUUCAAUUUGAAAAUGGGA